Trifolium pratense (red clover) is the source of this 873-nucleotide messenger RNA. RefSeq lists its product as uncharacterized. Bases 1 to 873 code for a protein of 290 amino acids. The transcript has a single exon. Lineage: Eukaryota; Viridiplantae; Streptophyta; Magnoliopsida; Fabales; Fabaceae. The record is from RefSeq and is a predicted model, not a curated record.
AUGAAGGAUUUAGGCCCUCUUCGAUAUUUUUUGGGGAUUAAAGUUGCAUACUCUCGUAAAGGUUAUCUUCUAUCUCAAAGCAAGUACAUUGCCAACAUUCUAGAACAAGCUCGCCUCUCUGAUAAUCGAGCAAUAGAUAGUCCGCUUGAGCUGAAUGUGAAAUAUGCUCCCUCUGAUGGGGUUCCUCUAGCAGACCCCACUUUAUAUCGUACCUUGGUUGGAAGCUUGGUGUAUCUUACUAUUACUAGACCUGAUAUUGCUUAUGCAGUGCAUGUUGUUAGUCAGUUUGUUGUUUCUCCCACUACAGUACAUUGGGCAGCCGUGCUUCGUAUUUUGCGUUAUCUUCGGGGAACUCAGUUUCAGAGCCUUUUAUUCCCCUCAUCUUCUUCCUUGGAGUUAUGUGCUUACUCUGAUGCUGAUUGGGCUGGUGAUCCUAUUGACCGCAAAUCUACCACAGGGUUUUGUAUUUUUCUUGGAGAGUCUCUCAUCUCUUGGAAGAGUAAAAAACAGGACAUUGUCUCCCGCUCUUCUACAGAAGCUGAGUAUCGUGCUAUGGCAUCCACCACCACUGAAAUAGUUUGGUUGCAUUGGCUACUUUCUGAUAUGGGUAUCUCUCUUUCUCAACCAACUCCUAUGUAUUGUGAUAACAAGAGUGCAAUUCAAAUUGCCCACAACUCGGUCUUCCAUGAACGUACCAAACAUAUUGAGAUUGAUUGUCACUUCACACGUCACCAUCUUCAGCAUGGCACCAUUACUUUGCCGUUUAUUUCUUCUUCCUUGCAGAUUGCUGAUUUGUUCACGAAGACACAUUCUAUUAAACGUUUUCAUUUCUUGAUUGACAAACUCUCGAUGCUCUCUGUUAAUGCAUCGUGA